CCCUGUGUUUCUGUGCUUGGCCUGAGAAACUACAGCUCUACCUCCAAAGCUACUUGUGUCUGUGCCACUUGUGUGGAUUGCAGCUAUGGGAGGAAGAGCAGCCAUCCCAAUGAAAAUUAAAGGAUCUCUCACGUAAGGCUCUGGAAAACUCCUCUACCUGUUUGACAAACUGAAGAUUUCAAGUGCCAAGGUGAUAGCAAUGAAUAGUGUGAAGGCAAAUACCCUGGUGCAUUUAUACAAGCAGCUGAAAACUAUAUGGAGUCCACCAGCAGUGCCAGCACGACUCUGCAGUCUGGCCGCCUGCGCUCAUAAAAACAGGAAUGAUGCAUUGCAUCCACUUUGGCAGAGUCCGCUUACAAUUCCUGGGGGCACCCGACAGUCUCCUAUCAAUAUCCAGUGGAGAGACAGUGUUUAUGACCCCUUUCUGAAGCCUCUGAAAAUCAGCUAUGACCCAGCAACAUGUCUUCACAUCUGGAACAAUGGAUAUUCAUUCCUGGUUGAGUUUGAUGAUUCUACUGAUAGAUCAAUAAUCGUUGGAGGUCCCUUGGAAAACCAAUACAGGCUAAAGCAGUUCCACUUCCACUGGGGAGCCAUAAAUGAGUGGGGUUCAGAGCACACAGUUGACAGUAAAUUUUACCCGGCAGAGUUGCACUUAGUACACUGGAAUGCCGUUGUGUACCCAACUUUUGAAGAAGCUGUAAUGGAAGGUAACGGCUUAGCCGUUAUUGGAGUGUUUUUAAAGCUAGGAGAACAUCAUGAAGGGCUUCAGACACUGGUUGAUGCCUUGCCAGCAGUUAAACACAAGGACACCGUUAUCGAGUUUGAUGUCUUUGAUCCCUCCUGUUUGAUACCUUCAUGCCCUGAUUAUUGGACCUACGCGGGCUCUUUGACUACUCCCCCACUUACUGAAUCAGUCACAUGGAUUAUUAAGAAGAAGCCAAUAGAGGUUGAUGAGAACCAGCUGGAGGCAUUUCGGAUGCUGCUUUUCACUUCAGAUGGUGAAGAAGAAAAGAGAAUGGUAGACAACUUUCGCCCACUUCAGCCAUUAAUGAAUCGAACUGUGCGUUCAUCCUUCCAAAGCAGGCAUCUCUUGAAUACCGAAGUACAGCCCAAGGACCACGCUGAGCAGAUCAGGCCAUAGAUGGCCCAUGAAAUGGCAGUUCAGACUGCAGUACCUGGAUAUAACAGAUGUUAUUUUUUAAUUAUUAUUUUUCCCUUUUCCGCAGUGUGUGUAUGCCAUACGAUUUCACAGCCAGCCAGUUUUACUUCUGCUAAGUGCCAUUUAACCUCCAGUAGAGAAGCUGUGGAAUUUUUUUAGUUUUGUUUUUUUAAAGAAGUAAAUAAUAUUAACUCUUAACAAAUUGACUUGCUUCAAAGCAGGGAUCAGUAAGGAAUUAUUUUGACAGUAAAAGGAAAAAUAAGGGCAGGAGAUCUCUUCCUGAAUUGUUCUGUGUCUCUUCAACUGCUCUUUCAGUGACUUGCAUGAAUUCAUAAUCCCAACUAAAACAUGGAAGCAGGAGGUGUGAAGAAGUGAAAAGUAUUAAUACUGAUCAGGUCCUUUUGUGGAAUUCAGAGGUUUGGGAAGUGAACUAGCUUCUCUACGCACAUAUAUAGACACAUUUAUUCUUCUUCCUUUUUCCUUGGUGCUUAGGAUGACAAGAGGAGAAGGGAAAAAAUGACUUGUAGAAUCUAAUCUCUUUCCAUUCCUUUGCACGAUCCAUGUUUGAUAUGGAUGUCACAGAACGUCCACUCUGUCUACACCACAAGCCAGAAGACUUUUUCUAGAACCUUAUAACAAGUGUAGAAGCUUUUAGCUUUGGCAGCUUUUACUUUUCUGUAUUAAUAAUGUGCCAGGAGAAGAGAGCAGAAGAGAAUUCACCAGUAUCUCAAGACUGGCAAGAACAGCAAAUUAGGUGAAAAUGUCCAAUUGAUCCCAGGAAAUUGAACACAUCAAAGGAAGGUGAAAUUAGAUAAGCCCCAGCUGGCCUUCCCAAUGGGAUUUUUGGGGAAAAAAAAUAACAGCAAUUUCUGAAACCUAAUUCAGUGCUAGGAGAGUAUGGACAAAGCGCAGCAUUCACAUACUUGCCAGAUUUUUUUUUUUUUUUUUCAGUAACUCAGAGUACCAGUGCACUCUCUUCAAAGUUUUGUCUUUGUACUUAUAAAAAGAGUUACCUAGCUUCACGAAACUGGGGACCAGGUUGUAUUGUAGCACCUUAUGGUAAUAGAGAAAUGGUGGUUGAAACUUAUUUGCGGACCAGACAAAAUUGUUUGUAAGCUGCCUGCUGUGGAGCCUUAUCCUAGAGUUAUGGUCCAAUUGCCACAAGUAUUAUCUACCUCUGAAGCAUACUACUACUAGCCAUAACUUCCUCUCUAGCACCUUUCUCACCGGCUUUUUAUGCUUUACUGUAUUUAACAGUGUGCCCGUGCAUGCAAUUCACAUACCAAAUAUGUGGUCAGAUUUUCUGAGGAGGAGCAGGUUUGUCUGUAAACUCAUGAUGUGAUCUUGAUUGAUUGUAUUCGAGGAGUUUUCUUGGAGAACAGAUGUUACCUGGUCUGCCUCUGCCAGUAAGCAAGGUCAUUGGUUGCUGGUGUGAUUCAGCACAAAUGAUGCCAGGACACUAGCUUGUCAAUGCUAAAUGCAGAAUUUUAGAAUCGAUACUUUUUUUUUUUAAGUCCAAGUGUUCAGUUUAAAAGCACUUUAAUACUUUUUAUUAUGAUCCUGAUGAUUUUAAGGCUUUUGAAUAUUUUUGUUUAACCAAUUAAGUGCCCAGGUCCUGCCUUUGCUGCCUUAAUAGCUCUACCUCAGGCAUUUCAACAGUUGUGCCUUUCUCUGUUGGCAAUUGGAAAUGUGCUCACUUUACCAUGUAGAAUCACUCUAAGGUUAAUACAAGGAAAUCUCUCUUCUCUCCCAGUGUAGUAUAAUUAUCUUUUCGGUGUAGUAUAUUCAACACAGUAGUGUAUGCAUCUUUGGUUUCCUUACCUCUCCCAAGUCCUUACUGCUCAGUUGAAUUUUACCACCUUGGUUGAACUCAGAUGAACUAUACAAUCUAUAUCAACUUAGUUCAACUGAGAUGGUAUAGUUCAACCACACAGUGUUUGGCAUCAUCAACCAGAUUUUUUUUUUUUUUUUUACUAUGUUUCUGCUCUGCAGAACCAUAUCAGUGAUGGUUUUGCCAGAGAAUGACAGGUUCCAAAAUAAUUUUGAAAGGGAUAUCUACAGUUCUGGCAAUAGGAAAAAAAAUUCUUUUACUUUCCGCCUGAAUCUAUGUGAUCUAGUCAUUGUUAAGCUUGAGGUUUUCGGGCAGUGCUGUUCUUGCAAACACAUUUCUGAGGAGGACCCUGUGGGAAGAUGGCAAUGAUUCAGAACUGGCAUGUAUCUUGUCUAUCUUUGAGAUUUUUGCUCCUCAUUAUUAGCAGUUAGGAAAAACUGUAAUAUAAAGACAUUUUAAUGUUACCUUCACAUUUAAAAAUACAAGUGACUCAGCAGCACUGAGCUAGCUAUAGGUAGCCUGCAUCAAUAUCCCUGUCAUAUAUGAAUGGGUCUUUUAAAAAGCUUCGUGCAAUUGCUCAAAGUUUUUUUAGUUGCCUUGGUAAUUUUCACCAAGUUUUUGUGUACUUUUGAUCCACUGAACUUGUUUUGCUAGUUAGCAUAGCUUUCCUAGCACAUGCAAAUACAAAAUACAUAUUUUGUUCUUGGGGAGCUACUGUAGUGUAAAUAUUUCAUCUUCAGGUGCUUCGUAAUGCCGUAGUAUGCUCAUACCGAACUGAGUUCUCAAUGGUUAGGUUUGCUCCACUGAACCAAAUUUUCUUCCUAGGUGUGUAAAUCUCUUCUUAACAUGCUUACCAUCAUGCAUCCAUCAGAGAUGAUGUUGCAUAUCUUCUAUUUUCAGUGAUCUAUUUAAAAUUCUCGUAGAGAUUUACUUACUUUGUUAAAGUAUUGUCAUGGCAGUUUUGUUAAGUUUUGUUAGAGAAUAGGUAGUAUAUUAUCCAGUCAUACAGUCAAUAAGGUACUCCAUACGUAUUUGUAUAAACUCACAUCUAAGUAUACUGCCAUAAAAUUAAUCAAUUUCAGCACUGAUUGUUUCAAAUAUCUGGAAAGAGGGUCAAUGUAGAAAAAAUUACUACAAAAAUAAGCUUUACAGGAAUUUUCUGUUACAGUUAUUUUGCUGGUUUUUGAGUCUUGCAUUUAUGUGUUAGUGUUUUAGCAUCUCUGGUUAAGGCAGGCAGUAUCUCAGUUGCAGGGUGGAUUGUCAUUGAAAUUAGCAGUCUGGAAAUAAAGGUUUUUUGGGUUUGUUUUUUAUUUUAACUUUUAUGUUACAAUGAAUGUAUUGGUCUUGCAAAAGCUAACUUCAAGAAAAAUAAUUCUAAGAAAAAUAAUUUUGUGUCCCUGCAUGUGUAUGUAAAACAGGAGGUGGGAUAUAAUUCUUUUGCCUUAUUCUCUCAGUUGUGUGGGGAGAAAAACAAUUUGAUUGUUGGACUAGAGGUGAUAUUUGUAAUGAUUUUGCACAACUAAGUUAAACUCUUUGAAAGGUGUCUGCACAGGAAUCUUUACGCUCUUCUUUUAGGUGGUACAAUACGAAAGGGUCCAAGCACACGUUUGUAUUUGUCCUUGUAUAGUAGUCACUUCUAUUACUUAAUACUGUACUGGGAGAUGUUCCUGUGGCAAUAAGUACUAGGAGUUAAAGACUGUAAUAGAAAUAAUUUUGAGGACAGCUUACUGAAAUGGGAGUACAAGUUUUUGACAGUAGAUUUGCACCCAUGUUGGUCUGAAUUCCAGUUGCCUUUUGAUAUUUCUGUUAAAUAUCGCUCUUAUCAGAAGUCUCUCUCUUGGUGGCUUCACAGUUUGAACAACUUCAUUUGGCAUUUGAGUGUUUGAACUGUAUUUCUACAUUCCAGAACUUUCACACCAGUGCAUUUCAGGUGUAUGCUGCCAUUGCAUAUACCUGACCAGUCUCUUCUUGUUGUCUUCUGUCGUGGAUGGCUUGCGUUGGUGUUUCUACAGCAGGUCUGACAGGAGUGUAUCUUUGGGCUUCAAAAGCUACAGAAAUGGAGAUUACUUUGAUCUCAUGAAAAUCUACUGGGUUUUAGAGCACUGGAAUCCUACACGGCUUACUUUUGAGGAAGGGUCUCUUUUUCUGCUCAACUUCAUAGUCAAUAAUAUUUGCGUUAAAAUUUCAAUGCCUUAAUUUUGAAUGUCUUAACUUGUAUUUCUUGGCACAUCUUUGUUUUUUCUUUGUGCAUCUUGUUUUUGUGGCAGUUAUUACAUUGUGUAUUUUAAUGUAUGUUAUCUGCCUAAUCAUAAUUUACUGAAAUAAUUGUCUUUGCAGACAAUAUAUGUAACAGGGAAUGCCUUUUGUUCUCCUAGGAUACAGGCCUUUUCCUCAGUUUUUACUGAUGUAAGGAGACUUCUAGCUGCUGGAUUUAAAACUGUUAAACUAGCGUGCAACUAUGCAAUAAAGAAACAUAGAGAAACCUA
This is a messenger RNA of Grus americana (Whooping crane), 5476 nucleotides long. It is a transcript of the gene CA5A, whose product is annotated as carbonic anhydrase 5A. Gene Ontology annotation, molecular function: carbonate dehydratase activity; zinc ion binding. The record is from RefSeq and is a predicted model, not a curated record. Bases 200 to 1141 code for a protein of 313 amino acids. The transcript is spliced from 8 exons. Lineage: Eukaryota; Metazoa; Chordata; Aves; Gruiformes; Gruidae. Gene Ontology annotation, cellular component: mitochondrion; cytoplasm.